AUGGUGUUUUGGGGAAAGCUGAUCAUGUUCCCCCCGGUAGCACGACGGGUGGUGCCUCGCUUUGCGGUUGUAUGUCCUCGUGGUACCGCCACUCGAUACCAUUGCGGCCCAUCAAAAGGUGGGGUAACUCAAGGGAACGGUCACCGUUUAGGGAGCACAAAUACGAGCUCAAAAGGGGAAACUUCAGUAGUUUUGAAUUCAACUUCUGUUGCCGUGCGUCGUUUUCUUCGUGAGCAACAAAAGGUAUCGGUCCGCUGGUGGGAAUCGCCAGGUCGCGUCGAUGCGUUACUGACAUUGUUUCUGGACCGUAGUCAUAGUGGUGAACUCCACCCGCUCCUGGCGGUGGAAGUGACGAAGCGUUUGGGAUAUGCGGUCGGGCCGGAGGGAUGUGGGUGGGCAAUACGAUGCGGACACUCAGGGGGUUCGAUAAUUCUAUUAACAGAACGUUUACUAACUCCUCUAAUUCCCCUUGUUGCGACGCACUCGGCGGUGCGACCGCUGCUGCCUGUGAUAGUGGAAUGGCUACUCAGUGUUGCCAAUAUGCCAAUGCAGAUAGUUGUUGGACACGUGGCGCUCUACGUCAACAACCUCAGUGAGAUGAGUUUGGAGGAUAUGUCCCGCCACGAGUGGCCGUCUCUGGAGUUUUUGCUGCACAAUUUCGCCCGUCAGUCCCUCCAUAUCAGUGACGAAGCGGUUAAACAAGAAGUUAACGAUGUCAUAUGCAAGAUGGUGGCGCUUUUUGGUUUAUGGGGCCAACGCCACCCAGCGGAAACAGGGCAAUCGAGGAGCUGUUGUUCCGCAUCGAUAAAUCCUGUAACUGAUUCUCUGGAAAAAUGUUUUUUCUGGAGGGGCGAGGCGCCGUUGCUUAUUCACGGCAGCGUUCGCACUGCUUACGCGCGGUUCUACAACGACUGGUUUGAUACCUCACCCCGGAGCACUGGUGGUCCGGCAACUAACAGUCCUUCUUUGAGUGUUUUCGUUGGGGAUGAUGAUAAGCUGCGACGCGUGUUGUUGCGGUUGUCAGUUGAUUCACGAGUGGGAGUUGGGAGCAAUGAGGAAAGAGAUAUGACUUCAGCGCCCGUGGUGCCUGUCGAAGUGAAAUUAAAGCUGGACGAGCCGUCUGUAAUCCUCCGAUGUAUCGUACCGCUGGCCGAAUUUGUCAGCCAAGUGCUUGAUACCGGUAUCGGGACGCUACUCCCCCUUUCGUUUGGGAGCAUUCAAACAAUUAUUUACAACGCCAUCAGUGAGCUACAAAGGCUACAGGGACAGUCUGCGGAACACCACUACGCGCUACUUCCCCAUAAACCACGUGUUCAUGCUCUCAAGGACCUUUGCGAGCGGCUCCUGUCCGACAUUAAAGAAAAGAUGCAGAAAGGCCAGCGCCCGUCACGCGGAUCGGUUGGUGAUUACGUAUGCUUCCCAGGAGAGACCCCACAGCAGCAACUUCAAGUGCUUCACUUUUUUUACCGAGCGGCGCGCCACCUCGUAAGGGCCGUGAUGGUGGAAAAGAAAGCAAGCCUAAUGGAAGAAGGUUGUGAAGGAUCUGUGCUUCUUGCGGGAGGCACGGUUGCUUCUCGCAAUGACGUUGCCACCUUGCUUCGUAACGUUGCCUUCCGUGUUCUUGAGACAUCACUGCUACGCUAUUACAAUGCACUUGAUGAGUGCUCAUCUCACUCCAGUGUGUGGAGGUCACUCGGUGACAAUGGCGAAAUUACCGCAGCCAUAUCCGAUAUUGAACACCACGCGGGAGGCCACUCGCCGCUUUUCACUGCACGACACGUCCUUCAGCAUCCCUUCCAGCAGGAUGUUAUAGCGGUGGUGGAAGGACUGCGCCUCGUAGCAAUACAGGCCCUUGUGCUCCACUCACAGCAGUGCGUGAACUGGUUGAAAGGAAGAGCCUACUCGAAUACAGCGGCAAACGCCUUCUUCGGUGUUUGGGAGAGAACAAAAGUUGGAGGGAGUAGCUUGACGAACCAUAAUCAAAGCGGAAGGGAGGGCACCGAAUCCGGGAAGUUUGACAUACAACGGAUGAUGCGCCAUCGACUUCUGUGGACAAUGUUGUUGUUGCACCACGAAUACUGCUCGUGUUGUGACCCCGGGGGCAGAGAACAGGAAGCGCAUUGGCAGGCUCCUACUAACUGUAUGGUGCUCCGUUCGUUGUUGGAUAUGCUGGUUCCAGACCCCACUUGUACGGAGUUUAGUGCAUUUGGUUGGUCUUACCCUCUCGGGUGCGACGGUCAGAACUUGUCACUACAAACGGGUGGCAGUGGCGACUCGGAGUUGUGGAAAAGGCAUGUUGUUUACCCUCCCGCACACCGUAGCUUCAGCGGCGAUGCGUCGCGCUGGGACCUCCUGGACGAGCUUUCGCCCACACGUGACUCUAGCAGAAAGUGGUUGUGGCUUGGGACCACUGGGUCUGUGCGAGAGGCCUGCGCUAUAGUGAAUCCCACAGGCGACACGGCAUCACGUUUUGUUGGAUACCUCCUUCCGUGGUCGACGGUCGCAAAGAGCAGGCAUCCGCUCCGCUUUUAUGAUGAAAGCGGCCAAUCCGCAGCUGCUGCGGCAUCGUUUGAUGCAGCGGUGGGGACCUUAGUCCGCGGAAAGAACAGUAAAAUGCCUCUCCGCCUGGUUGGUGUACAAGAGGAAGUGGCGUUUUUCCGGGAUAUGGAGCACACAUCGGAGUUGCUCCUGUGCCCAGGCAUUCUUGUCACCAACCCGUGGACUCAAAGUAAGGACCGCGUGAAAAACUCUGACAGAAAUGUGCCAGAUAACAUGGAGGGCUUCCUUGACAAUGAAGUCUACGAUUUCCUUGAUUGA
Trypanosoma brucei brucei TREU927 is the source of this 2817-nucleotide messenger RNA. RefSeq lists its product as hypothetical. Lineage: Eukaryota; Euglenozoa; Kinetoplastea; Trypanosomatida; Trypanosomatidae. The record is from RefSeq and is a predicted model, not a curated record. Bases 1 to 2817 code for a protein of 938 amino acids. The transcript has a single exon.